GUUGUGUUUUGCAUUAUUCUUAGUGAUGGUUAAAUAUAGUCAGCUAGCUGGUGAGGAGAACAGAACAAAGAGGAAGUGUUGCCCCGGCUACCAUUAACGUUACCACACAAGCUAACGUGCCGCCGAAGGAGUGGAUGCUGGCGAUGACAUGGAUGCAGCUAAGACUGCCGCUUCAGAGAGAGACAAGCGGGAAGACUUAAAGGGCAGUGGUUCGCAAAAGAAACAUAAGAAGCACAAAAAACACAAAAGUAAGAAGAAGAAGAGGAACCGAGAGAGGGAGGCGAGGGAGAGCAGUUCAGAGUCUGGGGCAGAAUUGGAAGGACAAACCAAACAUCAGUCAAGAAGAGGAACACCAACGGAGACGAAUAAAGAGCAAGGUGAGAAUAAGGAGAGCAAGUCCAGAUGCCACAAAGGGCGCUCGACAGGAAAGAGGAAGAAGAAGAAGAGAAGGCGGAAAGAUGAAGAGAACUCAUCAGAUUCCGACUCAAAGCAGAGGGAUAGUAAAUGUGGUCAAAGCUCCUCGCCAAGGCGACGAGAGGAGUUGCCUGAUAUCAUCCCAAAACAGGACAGCUCCAAUAAAGGAAGAGAUGAGGAAAGACACGGCAGCAGGAGUUGUCGUUCCCGGUCACGGUCGCGUUCCUAUUCUCACUCACAUUCCUGCUCUGUGAGGAGGAACUCUCACUCUCGUUCUAGACACCACCGCCGAAGAUCUAGGACUCGCUCCCUAUCCAGUUCACACCGCCACAGGACCCGGUCCAGGUCCUGCGAGAAGAGGGGAACUUUAGAUGAAUCCAUAGAGUCCACCCAAGGUCCUUCAAAAGGCGCCCAGGCCCCUCAUCUGGCCUCCAGCCCUACCAGAAACACAGUAGCCGUGGAGCUGACAGAGUCAAGCACCGGGCUGCAGAACCCUAAAGAAAGUGAAAAGCCAGCAGAGGAGAAAGCAGAGGACACAGCACAAAAACUAGGUUCUGGCGCAUCCCUGUCCACACUGAACUCCAUAUCUACUGAACCAGACCAGACCACUGAGUCCAGCUUCCCUCAGCUUAAAGCAUCGGAACAUCCCAGGUCCUCUGCAUCUCAUGUGAAAUCACCAGCAAGGAAGAAGAGGAAACCCUCCAAGUCCCCACAGAGGAAAAAAGACGCAAAGUCAUCAACGAGGCAGAAAAGAUCCAUGUCGCCAUGUAGGAGCCACAGGCGGGGCUCCAGAUCCAGAUCCAGGAGCCCUUCAAAGAACAAGAGAUCACGGUCGAGGUCAGGGGGCCGGAGGUCGCGGAGGUCACGCUCACGGUCGGUGUCACGGGGUCGGAGGAGGGCUACAUACAGCCAGAGGGACCGCUGGAAACGAGAGCCAAGUCACUCCCCUGUACUCAUCCUCCGCAAAAAUAGAACCCCGACCCGGAAAAACUGCAGUUCGGGAAAGAGCCCUCAACGCAUUAGUGAACUGGAUAAGGAUCAGUUGUUGGAAAUAGCCAAGGCCAAUGCUGCUGCCAUGUGUGCCAAAGCAGGAAUGCCCAUCCCUGCCAGCCUGAGGUCCACAAUGCUUCCUCUGGCUCUGCCAAGUAUGGCCAUGAAUGCUGCUAUGGCCAGUAUGACUGCUGCCACCAUGACAGCAGCCUUGUCCAACAUGGGCACCCUGUCCUCACUGCUCCCACUGCCCUCCAUUACCAACAAGCCACCUCCAGCCCCUGCUCAAUCCAACAUAGCUGCAUUGGAGGAAGUGAAGAGGAAAGUAGCGAAGCAGGCCAACAGCAUCAGCAUUAAGGAGUUUACUGAUAAAUGCAAGAUGAUUGUGGACAGUAAAGGAGAGCUUCCGGUUGCAAUGCCUCAUGUUUCGGACGAAGAGGAUGAUGGGAAACCCUUUGGAGGAUCAGCUCUUCGAGAGCAAAAAGCCAUCAGCUUCAGCAUCAACAACGCGACAGUCCGUCCAUCAGUGCGUAGUGACGCAGGCAUGGCGAAGGAGUUUCCUGUCUCUUCAGGAUGCCAACAUCGUAAGAAGGAGGGCGAGGCACUGGGCGCCUACGGAGAAUGGGUUCCGGUUGACAAAACCGCAGACAAAGCUGCAGCUGCCUCCAGAAAGACACUGACCGCCGUUCCCACAGAGACUGCCGCCUCAUCAUCAGGUGAAACGGCGAUAGCAGCUGGAUUACCAGAGGACGUCGAACAGCCAGAUAAUGACAGUGUUUUUCCUGACCCAGUACUGCAGCCAGUAGAUAUCUCUCAGGCUGUAACUGAGAGAAUCAAAGCUCAGAGGCGAUUGGCUGAGAACCCCUAUGAUGUCAGCGCCAUCUGUAUGCUCAGCCGGGCCCAGGAGCAGGUGGAUGCUUGGGCCCAGUCCAACACUGUUCCUGGUCUUUUCACUGGUACGACUGGAGCCCAGAUCCUCAGCUCGGAGGAGCUGUCCACAGGUGGACCACAAGCGUGGCUGAAGAAGGACCAGUUCCUCAGGGCAGCUCCAGUAUCUGGGGGUGUUGGGGAGUUCCUGAUGAGAAAGAUGGGCUGGAAGACCGGAGAGGGUCUUGGGAGGAACCGCGAGGGUACCGUGGAGCCAAUCAUUAUCGACUUCAAGGUCGACCGCAAAGGACUAGUUGCUGAAGGAGAGAAGCCACAGAAGCAGACAGGAGGACUGGUGGUGACCAAGGAUCUAAUGGGGAAGCACCCGGUGUCUGCUCUCAUUGAGUUGUGUAACAAGAGACGGAUAAUGCAGCCGGAUUUUGUCAUGGUUCAUCACAGCGGUCCCGACCACCGCAAGAAUUUCCUCUUCAAGGUCACAGUGAACGGAGUGGACUACCAACCCCAGACAGCCAGUCCCAAUAAGAAGCAUGCCAAGGCCAUGGCAGCUACAGUUGCCCUACAGGCUCUAGGAGAGGUUCCUGUUGAUGGACCAGGACUCUACACUGGCCCUGUCUUCACUGCUGCUUCUACUGGCCCCCUUUUCUCUACAUAGACUUACACACAACAGUAUUAUAUUCUACAUCGUUCAUUUGUGGGACACUGACAGAAAAAGUCAUUGAAUAAGCGGUCUGCCGAUGCCACUCUGGUGGCUUAUUUAUAUACUAAGAAAUUAAUAAUAUGCUAGACACAUGACAGUGAGAAUCAUGAAGACAAGUCUGGCUUGAAAUCACACAUCUUUGUAUUGAAGCAUUUGUGAUUGAUUUUAUACCCACAAAAGUACACUUUUUUUUUU
This is a messenger RNA of Micropterus salmoides (largemouth bass), 3184 nucleotides long. It is a transcript of the gene sonb, whose product is annotated as protein SON. Lineage: Eukaryota; Metazoa; Chordata; Actinopteri; Centrarchiformes; Centrarchidae. The transcript is spliced from 20 exons. Gene Ontology annotation, biological process: regulation of mRNA splicing, via spliceosome; regulation of cell cycle. Gene Ontology annotation, molecular function: RNA binding. The coding region runs from base 149 to 2944 and encodes 931 amino acids. The record is from RefSeq and is a predicted model, not a curated record.